GGUCAUCACAGAGGCAAUUAAAGUUCUUUCACGCCAGGAAAAACAAAAUGCUGGGUGCCUCGUGAGGUUUCAGAACCUGGCUGCAAAAGGACCCUACACAGAGGAGAUACAACUCAGCACGGCGGACCGCUCUACACGGAAUGUUUGUCAAUGGAAUUUUUCCACAUCUCAUACCACAAACAUGAGAAAAAAGUGAUUAUUAAUGAUUGAAGCUUGAUGACAUUCCAAAGCCUACCUCUUCUCUUCUCAAAUUAGAGAAAAAUGAGCGGGCGGACUUGCUGGCUUUGCAAGGCAUGCAGAGAGGCAUCCGAGAGGCGCCCUGCACACCUGACUCUGGAGGAAGUGCUCUCUUGGGCCCAGUCCUUUGAAAAGCUGAUGGCCACAAAACACGGUCCGGUAAUCUACGCAGCAUACCUAAAAAUGGAGCACAGUGAGGAGAAUAUUAAAUUCUGGAUGGCCUGUGAAACCUAUAAGAAAAUUGCCUCGCGAUGGAGCAGAAUUUCUCAGGCCAAGAAGCUGUACAAGAUUUACAUCCAGCCACAGUCCCCUCGAGAGAUUAACAUUGACAGUUCGACAAGAGAAACCAUCUUCAGGAAUAUUCAAGAACCCACGGAAACAUGUUUUGAAGAGGCCCAAAGAACAGUGUACAUGCACAUGGAGAGAGACUCGUACCCCAGGUUUUUAAAGUCAGAAAUGUACCAGAAACUUGUGAAGGCUGUGCAGCCCAAUAACCAUUCCUGACCACCACUCAGAAGCUUACAGUGAAGACGGCCUGUGGAAAGUGCUGGCUUUCUUGUUUUAAUUUUUAAAAAAGAAAACUCACAAAAUGAAAAACAAAGUAGGAAUUAAAGUACAAGGAAUCAAACCAUAAACUGGGUACAAGUUUCCAAAGAGAAAGAGACCCCAAAGGGAUGGACCCUAGAACUGUGGACCUGGGAGGAACACAGCCUGUGGCUCAUGGAUGCAGCGCUCAUCUGACGCACAUGAGAGAGGAGGGCCUUCCUCCCUGACCCCAGGGCUGCAACCUGCCCCUGCAGUGGGCAACUAACGGAUGCUUCCUGCAGAUGAAACUCAGUACCACAAUGUGCAGCUCAGUCCUUUAGACGUUGCAGCUGUAUGAGCUGUGUCUCUGGCACACAUGAAAUCUACAGAGCACUCGUAAUAAUGUUCAUUAGCAGACAAACUUAGUACCCACAGUGCCAUCAAUUGUGCCAUAUCAUGAGCGAUAUCCAAAAGAUGGGUUCUUGAGAAAUGUUUUACCUGUCAAAUUCUCCUACUAUUAUGUGCAUAACUGAAUUUCUAUGUUGUAUUUAUCUUCAACCUGUGAACAAUUUCUGA
This is a messenger RNA of Artibeus jamaicensis (Jamaican fruit-eating bat), 1338 nucleotides long. RefSeq names its product regulator of G protein signaling 13 (gene RGS13). The record is from RefSeq and is a predicted model, not a curated record. The transcript has 7 exons. The coding region runs from base 262 to 741 and encodes 159 amino acids. Lineage: Eukaryota; Metazoa; Chordata; Mammalia; Chiroptera; Phyllostomidae.